CUGUCAGCUUCAACCAUGCCGGCUGGGAGCCAGGAAUCUGAAUGUGCCCUCAGUUACCAGCAGAGGCACGAUGAGGAGGCUGUGGUAGAUCAAGGUGGAACGAGUUCAAUACUCAACAUUCAUUAUGAAAAAGAGGAGCUGGAAGGACACAGGACCUUGUAUGUUGGUGUGCGUAUGCCUUUGGGUAGACAAAGCCACCGACACCACAGGACCCAUGGAUCAAAGCACAAGAAGCGAGAUAGAGUAAAAGGUGUCGUCCAGGAAGAAGGAAAGGACAGUCUCACUUACGACACCCCUUCCCAGCGAGUACAGUUCAUUCUGGGAACUGAGGAUGAUGAAGAGCAUGUUCCACAUGAGCUUUUCACUGAGCUUGAUGAAAUCUGCGUACGUGGGGGUGAAGAUGCUGAGUGGAAGGAGACUGCCAGGUGGUUGAAGUUUGAGGAAGAUGUUGAGGAUGGUGGAGACCGUUGGAGUAAACCAUAUGUUGCCACACUGUCGUUACACAGCCUGUUUGAGCUACGGAGCUGUAUCAUUAACGGUACGGUCUUAUUGGACAUGCGAGCAAACAGCAUUCAAGAGAUCGCAGAUAUGAUUCUUGACCAUCAGGAGUCAUCCAUGGAACUGGAUGAAAACAUUCGUGUGAAAGUGCGUGAAGCUCUUCUUAAAAGGCAUCACCAUCAGAUUGAGAGAAAAAGGAACAAUCUCAUUCCAAUUGUCAGGUCUUUUGCUGAGGUUGGGAAAAAGCAAUCCGAACCUCAUUCCAUGGACAAGACUGGUCAAAUGUUGUCCCCACAUUUUCUUCCAACUCAUCUUGAAGCUAAAAAUGGAGUCAACCAAGACAAUGUAAAUGUUGAGGCGGGCAAGGUCGACCUCCACUUCAUGAAGAAGAUCCCAACUGGUGCUGAAGCCUCUAAUGUUCUGGUUGGUGAGCUAGACUUCCUGAAAAGGCCAAUUGUGGCAUUUGUGCGUCUUUCUCCAGCUAUUCUUCUCACAGGACUUACUGAGGUUCCAAUUCCUACUAGAUUCCUGUUCAUUUUGUUGGGACCGGUUGGAAAAGCACAGCAAUACCAUGAGAUUGGCAGGUCCAUGGCCACAAUAAUGACUGACGAAAUCUUUCAUGAUGUUGCCUACAAAGCUAAGGAUCGGAGUGACUUGCUUGCUGGGAUUGAUGAAUUUCUUGAUCAGGUGACUGUUCUGCCCCCAGGUGAAUGGGACCCCUCCAUCCGAAUUGAGCCACCAAAAAAUGUUCCAUCUCAGGAGAAACGGAAGCAGCCUGGAAUCCCAAAUGGUAAUGCUUGCCAUGUUGACCCUGAGCCACAAGUGGGCCACAGUGGUCCUGAACUGCAGCGCACGGGAAGGCUGUUUGGGGGUUUGAUCCUUGACAUCAAACGGAAGAUGCCCUGUUUCUGGAGUGACUUCAGGGAUGCCUUCAGCUUACAGUGUGUGGCAUCCUUCCUGUUCCUGUACUGCGCCUGCAUGUCUCCUGUAAUUACAUUUGGUGGUCUCUUGGGCGAAGCAACAGAAGGACGCAUAAGUGCGAUUGAGUCUCUGUUUGGAGCUUCCAUGACAGGAAUAGCAUAUUCCCUCUUUGCUGGACAACCUCUCACUAUUCUGGGCAGUACAGGUCCUGUGCUGGUAUUUGAAAAGAUUUUAUUCAAAUUCUGCAAGGACUAUGACUUAUCCUACCUUUCCUUGAGAGCGAAUAUUGGACUUUGGACAUCUUUCCUGUGUAUCUUGCUUGUUGCCACUGAUGCAAGCUCUCUUGUUUGUUACAUAACUCGUUUCACUGAGGAGGCAUUUGCCUCUCUCAUCUGCAUAAUUUUCAUCUAUGAAGCUCUGGAAAAGCUGAUCCAUUUGGGAGAAAUCUAUUCUUUCAACAUGCACACAAAUCUGGACCAGCUCACUCAGUACUUCUGUAUAUGUACAGAGCCUCGUAAUCCUAACAACAGAACUCUAGAGCACUGGGAGAAGCACAAUAUUACAAGAUCGUCAGUUCCUUGGGCAAAUCUAACUGUCAGUGACUGUAGGACAUUUCAUGGUGAAUUUGUUGGUCCUUCGUGUGGACACCAUGGACCAUACACCCCUGAUGUCCUCUUCUGGUCUGUUAUACUAUUCUUUUCUACAUUUGCCCUGUCAGGGUUCCUCAAACAGUUUAAAACAAGUCACUAUUUUCCAACUAAGGUGCGAUCAAUGAUAAGUGACUUUGCUGUUUUCCUGACUAUCUUGUCUAUGGUUCUUAUUGACUAUGGCCUGGGAAUUCCAUCACCAAAGCUUCAAGUUCCUAGUGUCUUUAAGAUGGAAACAGCUCUACACCAUCUCUGCCCAACAAGAGAUGAUCGUGGGUGGCUAAUUAACCCUAUAGGUCCAAAUCCCUGGUGGACAGUCAUUGCUGGUGUUAUCCCAGCUCUACUCUGCACCAUUCUUAUCUUCAUGGACCAACAGAUCACUGCUGUCAUUAUAAACAGGAAGGAACACAAGCUGAAGAAAGGAUGUGGCUAUCACCUUGACCUCCUGAUGGUAGCUAUAAUGUUGGGUGUGUGUUCAGUCAUGGGACUGCCCUGGUUUGUAGCUGCAACUGUUCUCUCCAUCUCUCAUGUGAACAGUUUGAAGCUGGAGUCAGAAUGUUCAGCUCCUGGUGAACAGCCAAAGUUCCUUGGCAUUAGAGAACAACGGGUCACUGGUCUCAUGAUCUUUGUUCUUAUGGGCUGCUCUGUCUUUAUGACUGCUUUCUUAAAGUUCAUUCCAAUGCCGGUGCUUUACGGAGUCUUUCUUUACAUGGGGGCCUCAUCACUGAAAGGAAUUCAGUUCUUUGAUCGUCUGCAACUAUUUGCGAUGCCAGCCAAACACCAACCAGAUUUUAUCUACCUGCGUCAUGUGCCUCUGCGCAAAGUUCACCUUUUUACACUCAUACAGCUCACCUGUCUGGUCCUGCUAUGGGUCAUCAAAGCCUCACCUGCAGCUAUUGUCUUUCCUAUGAUGGUGUUAGCUCUAGUUUUUGUUAGAAAAUUGAUGGACCUUUGCUUCCUGAAGCGUGAACUAAGCUGGCUUGAUGAUCUAAUGCCUGAGAGUAAGAAGAAAAAACUAGAUGAUGCCAAAAAAGUCAAAGAGGAUGGGGAAUCAGAGAAAAUGCUGGAACCAGGGGACAGUGGUGUGCAACUACCAAUGGAAAGUAGAAAACUGCUUCAAAGCCCAGUAAAGAGUAAUAUUUAUAGGUGUGAUCCGUCUGAAAUUAAUAUCUCUGAUGAAAUGUCUAAAUCAACAGUUUGGAAGGCACUCAGUAUGAAUACAGAGAGCAACAAGACUAAGGAUAACACAACUUCAAAAAGCAGUUCCAUUCAAAAAUCAAUGUAAAUUGAUAGUCCUGGUUCAGGUUUAAAUCCCAACGUUGACAGAGAAGGAUGAAGUUGUAAUUGACUCAGGGAAGAGCCAAAACAGAGAGGUUUUCAAUCAAACAUCCACACUGCGUCCUGGAACGUCCUUGGAAAAUAAAAUAUAUUGAAGGC
Messenger RNA from Carcharodon carcharias (great white shark), 3503 nucleotides. Its product is annotated as electroneutral sodium bicarbonate exchanger 1-like. Bases 16 to 3351 code for a protein of 1111 amino acids. Gene Ontology annotation, molecular function: solute:inorganic anion antiporter activity; monoatomic anion transmembrane transporter activity; sodium:bicarbonate symporter activity. The transcript is spliced from 29 exons. Gene Ontology annotation, biological process: monoatomic anion transport; transmembrane transport; bicarbonate transport. NCBI's taxonomy places the organism in Eukaryota, Metazoa, Chordata, Chondrichthyes, Lamniformes, Lamnidae. Gene Ontology annotation, cellular component: plasma membrane. The record is from RefSeq and is a predicted model, not a curated record.